AUGAAUCAGCCAUCGGCUCUCGGACUAAAUGAAUCUCGUCCGAAAACAAAUGUUCGCCUUACCAUUUCUGCAAACAAUUUGAUGGACCUUGAUGUGUUCUCAGUAAGUGAUCCAAUCUGCAUAAUUUAUGAGAAAACAAGUGGAAGAAAAUCAACGACAACAGAUCCGAUAACUCUUCCAACAUGGCGAGAUCGUCAAUGGACUGAAAGAGGAAGAACUGAAAUUGUAUGGAAUAAUCUGAAUCCACAAUUCAAAACUACUUUUCUCUUACCCUAUUUCUUCGAAGAAACUCAAUUGCUUCGUUUCGAAUUAUAUGAUGUUGACAGUAAAGUCGUUGGAACUGACCUAACAGCUCAUGAUUUUUUGGGUCGAUUUGAAUGUGUUCUUGCCCAAAUCGUCAGUUAUUCAACAUUCAGAGCUCAUCUCGGAGAUAAAGAACAAAUUGGAUCUCAAGUAAAACCAAAAGACAAAAACUCAAAAAAUGGAACAAUUACAAUCCGUGCCGAAGAAGAUGAGAAGAACGAAAAGAUCCAAUUUGAUGUUUGUGGAGAAGGAUUAGAUCGGAAAGAUUUCUUUGGGAAAUCGGAUCCAUAUCUCAAUUUCAAAAGAAGAUUCGAUGAUGGAAGUUCUCAUUUAAUCCAUCAAACUGAAGUGAAACCGAGGAAUUUAAAUCCAAGAUGGGCAACCGUUCAAAUAAAUACACAGGCUUUAUGUGGAAAGAAUCUCGAUCGACCAAUUUUAAUAGAAUGUUUCGAUCAUGAGAAAUUCAAAAAACAAGAUGAUAUAAUCGGAACUUCUCAAACUACAUUAAACGAAUUGUUGACAGAAGCUGGAAAAACUGGAUCAACCCUUCAAAUUCCGCUGAUCAAUGAAAAGAAGAAAACGAAGAAAAGCAAGUACAGAAACUCUGGAACUCUGAAAAUAUGGAAUGCAAAAAUCAUAAUUGAACCAACAUUUCUUGAUUUUAUCUCCGGUGGAACUCAAUUGGAUUUCUCAGUUGCUGUUGACUUCACUGCUUCAAAUGGUAAUCCAUCAACUCCUUCAUCUCUUCACUAUAUGGCAUCUGGAGUUCCAAAUCAAUAUGAAAUUGCAUUGAGAGCUGUUUUGAGUAUUUGUCAACACUAUAACUCGUCGAAAACCUUCGAAGCGUACGGUUUCGGAGCCAAACUACCUGGUCAUCACUUAGUUUCUGCAGUAUUUCCAUUGGAUCUUCAAAGUAAAAAUGCAUCAGUUGUUGGAAUAAAUGGAGUGAUGCAUGCUUAUCGACAUGCUCUUCAAAAUGUUACACUCUACGGACCAACGAAUUUUUCUCCGAUUAUUGAACAAGUUGCAAAAAAAGCACAGAAAAUGAUUAAUAGUACUGCGAGAUAUCAGAUUCUUCUCAUCAUAACUGAUGGUAUUAUUUCGGACAUGUAUGCAACAAUCAACACUGUUAUUAGUGCCUCAGGUCUUCCUCUUUCCAUAAUUAUAAUCGGAGUUGGAAAUGAAGAUUUCGAAAGAAUGCACGAAUUGGAUAGCGACGAUGCAUUGCUUCAACAAGAUUCAAGAAUUGCCCAGAGAGAUAUUGUUCAAUUCGUUACAAUGCGCGAUUUCUUGAAUCGAACAAACGGCGGAUACCUGGAUGCGGACACUGUAAUGGAGAAUCUGGCACGAGAAGUUCUUUAUGAAGUACCAGCUCAAUUGACUGGAUAUAUGAAACAGAGAGGAUUCACACCGAGAACUUCUGAUGAUCCAUGGCAAAGAGAUUCUCCGCCAGAUGAAUAUGAUCCGAGAAUGGACAAUAUUCACAAUAUUCGUGCAUCUGCUCCUCCGUUAUAUCCACAAGUUUAA
Caenorhabditis remanei is the source of this 1830-nucleotide messenger RNA. RefSeq lists its product as uncharacterized. The record is from RefSeq and is a predicted model, not a curated record. Gene Ontology annotation, molecular function: calcium-dependent phospholipid binding. NCBI's taxonomy places the organism in Eukaryota, Metazoa, Nematoda, Chromadorea, Rhabditida, Rhabditidae. Bases 1 to 1830 code for a protein of 609 amino acids. Gene Ontology annotation, cellular component: plasma membrane. Gene Ontology annotation, biological process: cellular response to calcium ion. The transcript is spliced from 8 exons.